Molecule: messenger RNA, 971 nt
Organism: Diorhabda carinulata
Lineage: Eukaryota; Metazoa; Arthropoda; Insecta; Coleoptera; Chrysomelidae
Exons: 5
Coding region: 118-807 (229 amino acids)
Source: RefSeq, a predicted model, not a curated record
UUUGUCUACAAACUGAAAGAGGAGUAUAACCCAGAAUACCAGUAAUGAACGGUAGAGCUUGAACUGAGAGUAGAUAGCGGUAGUGUUUUGCUGUGUGAUUGUGAAUUACGAAUAACCAUGAAAAUUUGUCUUGUUUUGUCCUUAUUGCUUUGGGUGUCAUGCAUUGCAUUAGCAGAGCACAAAACUUCACACUCAUCAGUGCAGGGACAAGGACAUGAAAAUAAGGGAGGACAUACAUCUGAAAAGAAACAUGGGAAAUAUAGUGGCAAAAGUAGCAAACACGACAAUGAAUAUGUAGCCAAAGGAGAAGACUUCGAAGAUUUGCAUAAGAAGAGUAGUUUGGAGAAAGGAGGAAAAAAAUCAUCACAUUUCGAUGAAGGUUCCUAUAAAUCAUCGCAUAAAAGUGGGGGUGGUUCCGGUCAUGGCCUUAAAUAUGAAGAGGGGAACAAACAUCAUAAAGGAAAUUAUUUAAAGGGUUUCCGAGAAAAAUACCACAAAGACGAGUCCAAGAAACACGAUAGUUUCUUCAGCAGUGGUGAAAAAGGUGGUCAAUAUGCAAUUUUUGGCAAGAAAAAUAGUAAAUAUUCAUCGGAUAGCUUUUCGAAGAAGAAGGGCAAUAAUCACAAGAAUUCGGCUUCUGCAAAAUCUGGGGGAAAAGCUUACAAGUCAGGAAAAACUCAUCAUGUAUCUGAUUCCAAAGGACACCAAGGUCAAGGAGGCUUUGAAAAACAUUAUAAAAGUGGUGAUACAUUUGGCAAAAAACAUUCCUCUCAUGGAGGCAAAAAAUAUAAAUCCCAUUCAAUAUAAUUUAAAAAAUUUUUUAUCAUGUGAAAAUAUAAAAAGUAUUUUGUUACUUUGUUACUACAGAUUAAGUCGAAAAUAAUUUUCUGACAAUUUUCAAAAAAGAGUAAAUGGUUAAUACUAUUUGUGUUUUACUUACACAGUUUCUUCAAUAAAAAAUGUUCUAUGAA